AUGAGUGGAGGGGUUUAUGGUGGUGAUGAAGUUGGUGCUUUGGUUUUUGAUCCGGGUUCGCACACAUUUCGAGUUGGUUUUGCUGGUGAAGAAUUUCCAAAAGGUGAUAUACCAAGUCAAGUUGGUGUGCGUGAUGUCUUAGAUGAAAUAGAUGACACCGUGGACCAAACUACUCAAAAAGCAAAAAUGAAGGAUUAUUUUAUUGGGCGGACCUUUGUUAAUGUUCCACGACCAAGGACGGAAAUUAAAAGUUACAUGAAGGAUUGCAUGAUUGAUGAUUGGGAUAUUUUCGAGCAGUUGGUCGAUUACUCAUAUAGUCGUAUUUUAUUCUCUGAAAGCCAGUACCAGCCUGUACUGUUUUCCGAAGCUGCAUGGAAUACAAAAGCAAACCGUGAGAAAUUGACAGAAUUGAUGUUCGAGAAAUACAAUGUUCCCACGUUUUACGUUGUUAAGAAUGCUGUUCUUUCAUGUUAUGCGAAUGGUCGAACAGCUGGAUUAAUUCUGGAUAGUGGUGCUACACAAACCUCUGCUGUUCCUGUAUUUGAUGGAUAUUGCAUAACACAUGCAGUGGUAAAGCAGCCAGUCGGCGGCGACAUGAUUGCGGAGCAGUGCCGUUUGAUGCUAGAAGAACAAAAGAUUGAUCUUGUCUCUUCUUAUAAAAUUGCAUCAAAGGAAGUGGUUAAUGAAAUGGAGCCGCCUAUAUGGACUGAGAAAAAAAAUUUGCCUGAAGUUACGAAGAGCUACGAAACAUACAUGGAAAAGCAAAUUCUCGAAGAUCUCGCAGCCUCGGUAUUACAGUGUUGUGAUACUCCUAUAGAUGUUGAAUUUGCCGAAAAACUACCAUCGUCACCGUUUUGCUUUCCAAAUGGGUACAGUAAAGAAUUCCAAGCAGAAAGAAUCAAAAUUCCAGAGGGCUUAUUUGAUACGACAUAUUUGAAGGCAGUAAAUACUUCCUCAAUUAUGUCAGUCUCGCAGAUUGCAGCUACAGCUUGUGGAAUGUGCGACAUUGACAUACGACCGACGAUGUACAGCGGUUUGAUGGUGACCGGUGGUAACUCAUUAUUGAUGGGUUUUACUGAGAGACUUAAUCAUGAUCUUGCUCACAAAUGUCCACCGACGAUAAAGCUAAGAGUUUAUGCGGCGCCAACACCAAUGGAACGACGAUUUGGAGCAUGGAUUGGCGGGUCCAUUUUAGCGUCUCUUGGUGCCUUUCAACAAAUGUGGAUCAGUCGGGCGGAAUAUGAUGAUGAGGGAAAGUCGAUUGUUUCAAAGAAAUGCGCAUAA
Molecule: messenger RNA, 1284 nt
Organism: Brugia pahangi
Lineage: Eukaryota; Metazoa; Nematoda; Chromadorea; Rhabditida; Onchocercidae
Source: the annotation of a GenBank genome assembly